This is a messenger RNA of Entrophospora sp. SA101, 336 nucleotides long. The record is from the annotation of a GenBank genome assembly. NCBI's taxonomy places the organism in Eukaryota, Fungi, Glomeromycota, Glomeromycetes, Entrophosporales, Entrophosporaceae.
AUGGAGCAAUUGAAGUGGCCCAAGAAGUUUGAUGCAACCAAAUUGUUGACUGAUGGGUUUAAACUAACGAAAGCUAUGCAUGACAUCAUUGUAUACCUGAGUGAACAAGCUCAUUUUGAAGAAACAAAAGUAAGACAACUACGAGUUGCUGGCAUGCUUCACAUGGGGUAUGUGGCAAUAUUAAGCCAAGAGAAGCUCCUUGAGGUGCCAGUUACAGUCGAAAAAAUAAAAGACCUUAUCAGGGUGUUGGCUAAUGUGCGGAGGCUGAAAAAAAAGAUCAUAGAUUGCAUGAGUACAGUAAGCAUAAGAACCCAAGAUCAAGCAGAUUUCUUGUGA